AUGAAUAUUGUUGGUCUAAUAUCGGGAGGAAAAGACAGUUUACAAAACUUGAUUUAUUGUUCUAAAUAUGGUCAUAAUAUCAUAUUAUUAGCUCACCUUCUACCAUAUAAGAAUCAAAAUGAGACUGACAGUUAUAUGUAUCAGAGUGUGGGUUUUGAACUUGUUCAAUCAAUUGCAAAAUGUUUGGAAAAACCUUUGAUUCAGCAUCAAAUUAAAAGAAAAGCAGUUAAUAUUGACUUGUUGUAUACUUAUGAUUCUAAUGAUGAAGUUGAAGAUUUGUAUGAACUACUGCUCGAAGCUAAGACAAAAUUUCCCAGCAUAAAUGCAGUAUCAUGUGGGGCUAUCAAGUCAAAUUAUCAGAAGAAGCGAUUGGAACACGUUUGUGAAAGAUUAAAUUUGCAAAUUUUAGCUUACUUGUGGGAAAAAGAUCAGAAAGAACUGUUGCAAAAUAUGAUUAGCGAUGGCAUGGAAGCAAUAAUUGUGAAAACUGCAGCAUACGGGUUGAAUAAAGAACAUGUUGGCAAAUCUAUAAAAGAAAUGUACGAAUAUCUAAAAAUGAUGAACACUAAAUAUGGCUUAAACAUUUGUGGGGAAGGAGGAGAAUAUGAAACUUGUACAUUGGAUUGUUCACUAUACAAAUACAAAAUAGUUAUUGAAGAAUAUGAAGUAAUUCAGCAUACAGAUGAUUCAGUAUGCCCCGUUUUUUUAUUUAAACCUUUAAAAUGGAAACUUGAAAAAAAAUGA
Molecule: messenger RNA, 744 nt
Organism: Plasmodium malariae
Lineage: Eukaryota; Apicomplexa; Aconoidasida; Haemosporida; Plasmodiidae
Gene: DPH6
Product: diphthine--ammonia ligase, putative
Exons: 7
Coding region: 1-744 (247 amino acids)
Biological process (GO): protein histidyl modification to diphthamide
Molecular function (GO): diphthine-ammonia ligase activity
Source: RefSeq, a predicted model, not a curated record